Messenger RNA from Anopheles maculipalpis, 598 nucleotides. RefSeq names its product protein THEM6. Lineage: Eukaryota; Metazoa; Arthropoda; Insecta; Diptera; Culicidae. The transcript has a single exon. Bases 8 to 598 code for a protein of 196 amino acids. The record is from RefSeq and is a predicted model, not a curated record.
UCAGAAAAUGUUCUCCUGCGUACUACUUGUUGGACUGCUCAUCCUCUACAUGAUCUGGGAUGUGAACUACUUUCUUCGGUGUGUGGCCACUCUCGGCUACGGCAUGCUUUUCCAGCGCAAACGCAAAGUUACGGAACAGACGGCCAUCUACGGACUUUGCACGACCCAGGACGUGGACAUCUUUAUCCGCCACAUGAACAAUGCACGCUACCUGAGAGAGCUUGACUUUGCACGCUUCCACUUCUACGGACUGACCGGUAUUUAUGGCAAAAUCAAGGCUAAACGUGGUGGUGCCGUACAGGGCGCCUCCAGUGUGCGCUACCGUCGUACGAUCCCGAUCUUUACCGCGUACAAAAUCAUCACCAAGCUGGUAUGGUGGGACGACAAGGCUAUCUAUCUUGAGCAACAGUUUGUGACGCUAGCGGAUGGGUUUGUGCGUGCCGUAGCCAUGUCGAAGCAGUGCAUUACCAAUGUGGAUGUACUCGAGCUGAUGAAGGAGUUCCCCGGCGCAGAGCAGAGACCUCCGAUGCCGGAAGAGCUCAAGCUGUGGCUCGAUUCGAUCGAGAUGUCUAGCCAGAAGCUACGCAAAGAUAAAUAG